Molecule: messenger RNA, 414 nt
Organism: Humulus lupulus (European hop)
Lineage: Eukaryota; Viridiplantae; Streptophyta; Magnoliopsida; Rosales; Cannabaceae
Exons: 2
Coding region: 1-414 (137 amino acids)
Source: RefSeq, a predicted model, not a curated record
AUGGUCACAAAGAAAAAGUAUGUGAAUCCCAUUCAACAUGUGUGUUUAACUUAUUCACUUGAACAAAAAAAUGUUAAAGAAGCUUUAACUGGUGAAUAUUGGAUUAAAGCUAUGCAAGAAGAAUUGGAACAGUUUACGAGAAAUGAUGUGUGGACCCUUGUGCCCAGACUAAAUCACACUAUUGUCAUUGGAACAAAAUGGAUUUUUAAAAAUAAAAGUGAUGAAUUAGGCACAAUAGUAAGAAACAAAGCUAGAUUGGUUGCACAAGGGUACACUCAAGUGGAAGGUGUGGACUGUGAUGAAACAUUUGCACAUGUUGCUAGACUUGAAUCGUUUGGUUUUGAGGCAAAAGCUAGAGGAUUAAAGCUUGAGAACUUGAUGCUUGAGAGUUUAGGAUUUAAUUGCAGCAACUAA